Messenger RNA from Seminavis robusta, 5164 nucleotides. NCBI's taxonomy places the organism in Eukaryota, Bacillariophyta, Bacillariophyceae, Naviculales, Naviculaceae. The record is from the annotation of a GenBank genome assembly.
UAAAAAAACAAGUUCCAUUCAAUUCACCAUCAGACUUCCCUGGAUGCUGGCAGGUACCGUUACAUGUACCGACAUGCUGGAUGAAAUGCUGGAUGACAGCAUCAACAAGAAGCAAACCAAAGCAGAGCGCAAAAGGGUUUGCUUUGAGCAUCGAAACUCCUGAGCUUUCUCUGUGCUUGUCGUCGUCCUACUCUACCCAGCACGAACCACAGCUUUCAACCCAGUGAGAAGCCAUAACCACAAACAGUGGCCAGCCCGAAGCAUAAGGGUUGAGUGAUAGUCCGAGGGACUCUCAAGCGAUCUUUACAGCAGCUCUUUCAUCAUGGACGAUACCUCCAAAACCAACCUCUUGGAGCUCAUUAGCGACCGAGAAGGGCAAGCGGAACUGUUGGCCAAUAGCGGGCAUAGCAAGACCACUAGUAGCAGUAGUAGCAAGAAGAAACCGAGCAAGAUGGUUGGAAAAGAGAUUGAUGUCGAUGAAGAAAUGGCCAAGGUCAAGGAGUUGGCCAAGAUGGGCUAUCCUCCGCAGCAAGCCGCGAAGAGCGCGUAUCCCCAGCAAGAUUCGAAACAGCCAGCGCCCAAGAAACAACCUCCUCCUUCCAAGCCUCGUGCGACUCCUCGAGGACGAAGCAUUACUAGCAAGGCAGCCAUCUCACUUCCGCCACGACAACGCUCGCAACGAGGAGGAGUGGUCGAUGUGGACGCCAUUCCUCGCAGCAAAUCUCCCGCAGCUCCUUCAGCCCGUUUUCGAGGCAAAAAGCCCCUUCAGCGCGCCACUUCCGCCCCGACAGCGGCGGCUGCCUACCGCGGCAAUCAUACAGCAUUGCACCGCACUCCGACAUCCUCCAAGAAUGGCAAUAGUGUCGCUCUCUCGGACGAGAGUGAAUUGGAUUUGCUGGGCAUUGUGGCACAACGAUGUGCCCACAAUAAUGAAGUGGACUGCGACGAAUGCCAUUCAGCCCACCAAGAUUUGGAACAAGGUCGUGCCAAUAAGAUGCAAAAGACCAACUCCAUGCCGUCGUACCACUAUACUUCCCAGCAAGGCAAACAGGUGGAGCGGCCCACCAUUACAACCACUGCCCAACACAGUUCCAGAUCCGUAGCUUCCGUGGCUGCCAAGCAUGCCCGCAAAGCGGCUCGAUCCUCCAACAAUAGUGCCCUCUCUUCCAACAAUAGUGCCGUCAGCCGUGACCAUUCUCGCCGCACCAUGACCUCUUCCGAUAGCGACAGUACCAGCGCGAGCACGUCCUGUAAGGAUGCAUGUUGCAACGAGUUGGAUCUGGGCAGCGAAGUCGAGCUCAUGCAAUUGGUCGCGCAGCGUAUCGUUGAUUUAGAAGCGAGCGAUUUGGAUAUGGAAUCGACCACCAGUGACGCGGAUGUCUCGGGCUUUCUCUACGAUGUCGAAGUCGGUCCUUCCAUGAGGACCACCAAAACAAAGCCGUCGAGAGCCAUGACGGACGCUUCGGCCGUCUCCAUGGACACGUCCGACCUCAAAGCUGUUCGGUCCCAGAGCCCAACUCCUGGCAAGGGACAACCACGCACUCCCAAUAACCUCACGGCCGGUGCGUAUUCCGCCGCUCCCGGACAAGGCUAUGUCCGCAACGACGCCUUUGCCACCACAUCCUUGUGUCAACCCAUGGCGGUCGCGGCCAUGGCCACGAUGCAACAGGAUGCGGCGGUAGAACAACAUCCCAUGAAUGGCAGCAUGAUGGACGGAUCAACCAAAUCCAACAAGUCGACCGGUGCCGCGGCCAGUGCGGGUGAUAUCAUUUCGGCCGUUCGGGUCGACGAAGACGAUUUGGAAUUGCACAUUCGAGAACAAAUCCACAGCACCGCCGCACAAGCACAAGUCGUCGAUAUGGACAAGGAAACGGGAGAGAGAAUGAAAUCCGAGUUGCAAAAAGUACAAAAACAAUAUGCGGGCUUUGGUAUUUUGUGUGUCAUGUUCUUGGCUGUGGCCGUCGCGGCGGUGGUGGUCUCGGUGACGCAGCGACAACAAAAUACUGAUGCGGUAGCAACAUCGAUUGACGACGGUCCCGUGUUCUUGUCCACCCUGCAGUCCAUUGCCGAUCGAGGAACCUUGAAUUGCGGGCUUGGAUAUCGGGGAGAUGAUGCCGACUUUCAUCCUGAGUAUCAACUCGCAUGGGAAGGUUUCAUUGGUGAUAUUUGCAAAGCAAUCGCUGCUGGUGUUUUGGGAGGCAAUCCAGAGGUGAACUUCCAGCUGGUGAACGAGGAGGAACGAUGGAAAAAGCUACAACGAGGUGAAUUGGACGUUCUCAUUGUUGGCUGCCCAGCAAUUACCGAGUCUCUCUACUUUGAUGUUGAUACAGAAGUGAAGGCAGCCUUCUCCACGUCCUUUCUUUUUGAUGGCGUGGGUGUUGGAGGUUUGCCAGAGUUUGUUGAAAACUGCGCCACCAACACAGGUGGCUUUCGAGCCUGUCGUGAUAUGAGGGUCUGUGUGACACAAGGUUCUCAUGCCUUAGAUGUGCUGGAACGGCGUCUGCAUCCAAGUCAGAUUGUCGCUGUGCCGACUCUGCAAGAAGUGUACGAUCGCUUUGCUGGAGGUUGCUGCAACAUGCUUUCGACUGACUUUAUGAACGAACGAGCGGACGUUGUUGUCCGUGAAUUCAGUGGUUACAAAGGCGAAUAUGCACUCGGAGCCGGUCUGUACUCGAAACAACCCUAUUCAGGUGCCACCCGCAAGAUGUUCGAGAAAGACCUUUUGGAGAUUGCAGUCGGUCUAGUCGACGACAUCGCAAGAGAGAAUGAUCCUCGAGUGUGGUCCGAGUAUGUGAACUGGGUAAUCAACUCGUUGUUUGCUGCCGAGCAAAAUAAUAUCACCCAAGCCACAGCCAAUUACAUCACACAGACAGACGUUUUUGGAGAAAAGUACCGCGAUGUCUUUCAUCACGCAGUUGCCGCGGCAGGAAACUACGGCGAGAUCUACGAACGCACCUUGGGUCCAAUCAUUCCUCGGGACGGCAUGAAUCUCGUCAAUGAUGGAUCAACUGGUCUACACUACCAUCACUCACUUGGAAGCGUGAAUACCUUUGGAACGGUGAACCCCAACGGAACUCUGGACAAUGUCCUCAAGAAGGGUAAGCUAGUAUGCGGGAUUCCAGCGUUUCAGAAUACCAACUUCACACUGGGACCAGGGGAGAUUGCCACCCUCCCUCCGUCGGGGCACCUGAGCAACAGCACGAACCACAACGCAACGUUCCAUCACGAGGCAAACACGCUGGUAGGAGAAAUGGACCGCGAGCUCAAAGCAGCAAGCAUUGACAUUGAAUUCUGCCGGGCGCUCUCGUCGAGUCUGUUUCAGGGUUUGCAUACAAGCAACAAAGGCACCGAGUCUUGCUCUGCUGCCUCGUCAACCAAUGACGACGAUUCUGACUCCGAGGAUCUAACCUUGGAGUUUGUCCUCUUGACAGAUGAGGCGGAAGGAUACACCAAGCUCCAAAGUGGCGAAUUGGACGUGAUUGCUGGGUAUCGCAUUGACCUACAAGGUGAUGUAAGAGAACCCACAACGGGUCAGGGGUACGCGUACACACAGCCGUACUUGUAUGGCCCCGUGUCUGAGGUUCAACACGUUACAUCAAACAACCGAUGCAUGGUCACUCGCCAGAACGACAGGCAAUGGUCAGACUUCGUGCAUAUGGUGGUGAUGGCCAUUUUUUAUGCAGAAGAAAAUCAUAUCGAUCAAGAUCAUGCGAAUCAAAUGCCCGCUGUUAAUAACUUUGGCCCUGCCAUGAAGCGAAUGUUCCGCGACGCUGUCUUCGCUGUAGGCAGCUACGCUGAGGUGUAUGAGAGGUUGGUGGAGCCAUUCAUUCCUCGGGAAGGAGGACCAAAUACCUUGAACUCGGAAGCAGAUCCGCAGCUGGCUGCUCUGCCCGGUCUGAUAUAGAGGAUGGUAUCAUGACUGGAAUCUUCGAGCAAGUUGUUGUGGCCUUCAACUUGUGAUCUUGUUGUUCAGCGCGGGUGUCUUGAAUUCGUUGUUGUGGCAUUCAACCUACAUUUAGUCUUCAUGCUCUUGGCAAUAGUGAACAGGCUUUGCACCUUUGCCUUCUUGGGCUUUGGUGGUACCUGAUAGCUCCUCACGCUCUGAGGGCAUGGUUAGUAGUACAGUAGGGUAUGUGAAAAUAGCUGCUAGAGUGGCUAUAAGAUAUGAAAGAUCCUGAUACUAUGGUUAGGCUGCUCGUAAGAUGAUUUCUUGGAGAGGAUGUUGCUGAAUCCCUGCAGCACACUAGAAAUGGCCCCACCAGUACAAUGGACCGACCAGUACAAUCUGUACAAGACACGUCUUUAUCACUGAACAGCUCUGCUGUUUGCUUGAAUAACACUUUGAAACUUUGUACUGGUCGGGGCUCUUUUCUAGCAAAAAAGCUAGCUGAGUGCAACUUUGUACUGGUCGGGCCAUUCCUAGCACAUGUCUCAGAAAAGAGUUAUCUUAUUGAUGAGGUAGGGGGUGUACCUCUAAAAGUGUGGGACUGACUCGACUCGGUGUUUGCUCGAAUAGCGAGUGCGUGGGAGUCAAAUCUGGUUCUGCGUUCGGCACCUGAACUUGAACCUCUUUGGCUCUCUCUGGCACCUGGCUAGACCAACAUGGGAAGGAUACAAGGCGAACUCUCGAAGGGAGAGCAUGGAAAGCAGAUUGAAUCAUUCGAUUCAGGGGGAGCUUUAGAGCCGAGUACAAUUAGCGGGACCACCAGUAAUAGCUUUACUCUGAGUAGAAAAUAUCUUUUGAGUGGCUUGGAACUACAAGAAAAGGGAACCCCUGAUCAACCACCAUUCUAAUCCUUUCCUUUCAGAGCCGAGAUUGCAAACUCUUACGACCUACCGGGAUUAGCCUUGAAUGAUUCAAUCAUCCGUUCGGGACUCCCCCCCCCCUCAACGGUACCGUAACCUCAACGGUACCGUAACCUUCGGUACCGAUAGUUUUCUACAAGUGGGUCAUUGUAAGCCUUCUUUUCAGAGAGGAAAGAAGCAUUGGAGGAGGUGCGUUUUUGAUACGGGAAUUUGGCCGAGGCUUAGUGGUUCCAGGGGUUCGCUGCCUGCAAUGGCAAUUCACCAAAGCUCGAUAGCGACUACUCUACUCAAGUAGUAACCAGUAUCUGCCUGUGCCUGUUGUGGCUUUGUGGCUAUUGUCCGCUGCUGUGGCUGGCUC